AGAGCUCAAACCACGACAUGAAUGUAGAAAAUAAUCAUACGGCAGAAACCGAGAGGGAGACACCGACGGACGGCAGCGAGACCAUCACCAUCCAGACCACUCUGGGAGACGAAGAUGAAGAUGUGCACAAGUGUGGUCGCUGUCAGUCCGAGUUCUCCACUCUGGAGGCUUUUAUCCAGCACAAGCUGCAGCAGACCUGCAGACGAGUGGAAGCACAAGAGGUUACUGCAACCAACGGAAGUUCUUCUUCAGAGGUGAAAUCAGCUGAAGGUGCAUCUCCGGAUGAACCAGUGAAGGCUACUAAUGAUGAGAGCAGCGGGUCGUUGGGUCGAGGACGCAGGAAGAAAACAGUUUCAGUGAAAGCUGCCGACCACUCCGACGGGACCGACGGAUCUUUGUCCGACAUCGCCGACGGCAACAAGUCUGUUUAUAAAGUCAACCACGAGGGACGCUACAUCUGUGAGCUUUGUGACAAGACGUUUAAAACUACCAACAUCUUGAGAACUCACUUGAAAACCCACAGCGACCUGAAGAACUUCUCCUGUGACUUAUGUGGAACCUCGUUUCGUACUAAAGGCUCCUUGAUUCGUCACAACCGUCGUCACACUGAUGAGAGACCGUACCGCUGCACCCUCUGUGGCCAGUCCUUCAGAGAGUCGGGGGCCCUCACCAGGCACCUGAAGGCCCUCACACCCUGCACAGAGAAGAUCCGCUUUGUUCAGUACAAGGAGAUCUUGGUCAGCAAAGAUGGCCGACAAAAAGGAGUGGAGCAGGACCUGUCUGCUGUGUCCGUCCAGCAGCAGGAGGUGAUGGUGGUGGAGCAGCAGCCAGAGGAGCAGGAGCUGGUGGAGGGUCAGACUGCUGUGGUCAGUGUGGUGGAGGCCGGCUCCCAGGAGGUGCUCCACCAGCUCCACUUCACCAUGGAGGUGAAUGGAACAACGCAGGAGCAACAGGUGGUAGUAGAACAGUCUCAGGCUGAAGCUCUGUUGUGUUCUCCUGGUUCUCCUCCUCAGGUGGUAGUAGAACAGUCUCAGGCUGAAGCUCUGUUGUGUUCUCCUGGUUCUCCUCCUCAGGUGGUAGUAGAACAGUCUCAGGCUGAAGCUCUGUUGUGUUCUCCUGGUUCUCCUCCUCAGGUGGUAGUAGAACAGUCUCAGGCUGAAGCUCUGUUGUGUUCUCCUGGUUCUCCUCCUCAGGUGGUAGUAGAACAGUCUCAGGCUGAAGCUCUGUUGUGUUCUCCUGGUUCUCCUCCUCAGGUGGUAGUAGAACAGUCUCAGGCUGAAGCUCUGUUGUGUUCUCCUGGUUCUCCUCCUCAGGUGGUAGUAGAACAGUCUCAGGCUGAAGCUCUGUUGUGUUCUCCUGGUUCUCCUCCUCAGGUGGUAGUAGAACAGUCUCAGGCUGAAGCUCUGUUGUGUUCUCCUGGUUCUCCUCCUCAGGUGGUAGUAGAACAGUCUCAGGCUGAAGCUCUGGCUGCUGCUGCUGCAGCAGGAAACAACCUCAUCUGUCAGGCCAUCAUCAACUCUGGCAUCGCUCUGGGGACGGAGGAGGAGGCGGUGGUGGAGGAGACGACACAGACGGCCGAGGAGGAGAUGGAGAAGGAGGUCUCUGACUGUCCUGAUGCUGAAGAAGGAAUCACUGAGGUCCAGGUCAAAGAGGAGUUUGUUGAGAUGGAGACAGAGGAAGCAGCUGAUGGAGACGGAGAUGAUCAAACAUCCUCAAAAUUGCACACGUGUCCACACUGUAAUCGCUCCUUCAAGGGUCUCAAUUACUUCCGCUUUCAUGUCAAAGGCCAUUUAGGUUACAAGCCCUUUAAGUGCACACUGUGCCAUAAGGAGUUUCUGACUGGUUACCUGCUGAAGAAACACAUGGAGGUCCAUGUGAGUGAGAGGAGGUACAAGUGUGGUGAAUGUGGCAAACUGUACAAAACCAUCGGGCACGUCCGUGAGCACAUGAGAGCCCACUCUGAUGAGAGACCGUACCGCUGCACCAGAUGCAACAAGGGAUACAAAACCAAGAAUGCCUUGCAGGUGCAUCAGCGGACUCACGGGGAUGAGAAACCAUACGUGUGUCAGUUCUGCUUGCGAGGCUUCAGGGAGAAAGGCUCUCUGGUGCGACAUAUCCGCCACCACACCGGAGAGAAACCCUUCAAGUGUCCAAAGUGCGGCCGAGGCUUUGCAGAGCACGGGACGCUCAAUCGCCACAUGCGUGCAAAAGGAGGCUGCCAGAAGGACGACUCCACGGAGCAGCAGGACGCAGUAACGGAGGAGCAGACGUCCGUGGACAACCUCGCCACGGCCGCCAUCAUCUCCGAGGAUCCUCACGCCGUCCUGGUGGAGUUCUCCUCGGUGGUGGCGGACACACAGGAGUACAUCAUCAAGACUCAAACGGAGGAGGAGGUGCAGGAGGAGGAGGUUACACUCAUUCAAGACAGCCAGAACGAGAUGGGGAACCACAUCAUGAAGGUGGUGCAGCGAAUCGUCAGCCAGUCUCAGGCCGGCGGCGGCUCCGGCAGCCACCAGAUCAUCGUGCGUAACGUGGCGCUGAACGAGGACGGCCCAUCCAUCUCCGACUGCGGCGACACCAUCACCAUCGCCACGCCCGAGAGCCUGACGGAGCAGGUCGCCAUGACGCUGGCCUCCGCCAUCAGCGACGGCACGCUGCUGGCCACGGCCGGCACCGUGGAGACGGCGGACGGGACGGUUACCAUGGUUACCACGGAGGAAACAGUGGAGGAGGGGAUGGAGAUGGUGCAGCAGCAAGAGGAGUAUGUCAUCACCUCCCCAGAGGAGGUGGAGAUUCAGACUGUCAUCGUAUGAUGGAGGAGACACUAACUGUGGACUGAUUUACUGUAGAGUUUAUAUGUGUGAGAGUGAUUAUAAAACAAAGGCCAAAGUGUUUGUAAGGUUUCUAGUUACAGGAAUGGAACAAGAUACAAAGACACGUCUGUGUGAAGCACAAAGAACGAGUGCACUGCAAAAAGAAAGGUGUCUAAAAACCAGAUAAAAACACUAAAUCUGAGGGAAAUGAUCUUGCUGCAUGGACAGAUAAUUUCACUUGAUGAGAUAAAUUACACAAAAUGACAAAAAUCUGGCAUAAAAUGACCAAAAUGGACACAAAAUGACAAAAAAACAGGCAUAAUAUGACAGAAAAAUACACAUAAUUACAAAAAUCUGGCAUAAAAUGACAGAAAAAUACACAAAAUUACCAAGAAUAGGCCUAAAAUGACCUCCCCAAACUGCAAAAGUGUGUCUAAAAACAGUAAAUCUGAGGGAAAUUAUCUUGCUGCAUGGACAGAUAAUUUCACUUGACAAGAUUUCUGGAGCUGCAACAAUUAUUCGAUUAAUCGAACAAUAAUCGAUUAUUAAAUUAAUCGUCAACUAUUUUGAUAAUCCAAUAAUUGGUUUGAGCAGUUUUUUUAACGACAAUAAGUCCAAAUUCUCUGAUUUCAGCUUCUUCAAUGUGAAUAUUUCUGGUUUCUUUGUUCCUUUAUGACAAUAAACUGAAUAUCUCUUUGGUUUGUGGACAAAACAAGAGAUGUGAGGACGUCAUCUUGUGGUUUGGGAAACACUCAUUGAUAUUUUUAUACAUUUUAUUGACCAAACAACUAAUGGAUUAAUCGUUUAAAUAAUGACAGAUUAAUCGAUAAUGAAAAUAAUCGUUAGUUGCAGCCCUAUAGAUUUCUUAAAUUAAGAUUGUUAAAUCUAGAAAUAAGCAUUUUGAAGGGUUAAAAGAAGUAAUUAACUCUUAAAACAAGAAUAAAACCAGUUAA
Messenger RNA from Centropristis striata (black sea bass), 3766 nucleotides. RefSeq names its product E4F transcription factor 1 (gene e4f1). Gene Ontology annotation, biological process: regulation of transcription by RNA polymerase II. The record is from RefSeq and is a predicted model, not a curated record. Lineage: Eukaryota; Metazoa; Chordata; Actinopteri; Perciformes; Serranidae. Bases 18 to 2813 code for a protein of 931 amino acids. The transcript has 14 exons. Gene Ontology annotation, molecular function: DNA-binding transcription factor activity; RNA polymerase II cis-regulatory region sequence-specific DNA binding.